Messenger RNA from Penicillium soppii, 3420 nucleotides. RefSeq names its product bifunctional endoribonuclease/protein kinase IRE1 (gene ireA). The record is from RefSeq and is a predicted model, not a curated record. Gene Ontology annotation, molecular function: ATP binding; protein serine/threonine kinase activity; RNA endonuclease activity. NCBI's taxonomy places the organism in Eukaryota, Fungi, Ascomycota, Eurotiomycetes, Eurotiales, Aspergillaceae. Gene Ontology annotation, cellular component: IRE1-TRAF2-ASK1 complex. The transcript has a single exon. Gene Ontology annotation, biological process: IRE1-mediated unfolded protein response; mRNA processing; protein phosphorylation. Bases 1 to 3420 code for a protein of 1139 amino acids.
AUGCGCUGGCGGCUGCCGGGCGCCCGUUCGACCCUCCCAGCCAGUGUCGCCCUCCUCCUUCUCCCAACUCUGGUCGCUCCGCAGCAGCAGCCAGAUCAUGACACAAUCUCCCGAGUCUCUGUGCCUCUAGCACAAGAGUCAACACCACAUGCAGCCCAUGUGGCCGCACCACCCAUCGUGAAACCCAACGAUGCGAGCGCCCUUGCUACUCUGGCUCUGGCAGGCUCCGGCCGUGCCGUUCGAGCCCCUCCUGUCCAGGCCAGCAGCACUGCUGCCGGUCUGGCUUCGCAGCUUCACGCGCGGUCCUUGCAGGACUGGGAGGUUGAGGAUUUUGUCCUGCUGGCGACCGUCGACGGAACUAUUCACGCCCGUGAUCGCAAGACCGGCACCGCUCGCUGGGCCCUCGAGGUUCCCAGCAGCCCUGUCGUAGAAAGCAUCUACCACCGAGCGAAUCGUUCCAGCUUUGACGAUACUGAGCCCGAAGACGACUUCCUGUGGAUCGUCGAGCCGAGCCAGGACGGAAGCCUUUACAUCUACAGCCCCGGUCCAGACGCCGGGUUGCAAAAGCUUGGUUUGACAGUCAAGCAGCUUGUCGACGAAACUCCUUACUCUGGCAAUGACCCUGCCGUGACCUACACUGCCCGGAAGGAAACCACAUUAUAUACCAUUGAUGCCCGAACUGGAAGCAUUUUGCGGGUCUUCAGCUCUCGCGGACCGAUCACCACAGGACCAGAAUGCCGGAAGGUGGACGGCGAGGAUCUGGAUCCUGAACAAUGUGAGUCCACCUCUGGCACUUUGGUGCUCGGUCGAGUGGAAUAUGCAGUUGCCAUACAGAACACUGAGACCGGGGAUCCGAUUUGCACGCUGAAAUAUUCCGAAUGGGCACCGAACAACCGCGACAUGGAUCUCCAGAGCCAAUAUUACCGUACGAUGGAUCAAAGCCAUAUUUACAGUAUGCAUGAUGGUGUUGUCCUAGGGUUUGAUCAUUCACGCAUGGAUCGGCCGCGAUACACCCAGCGGUUCUCCUCCCCCGUCGCCCGAGUAUUCGAUGUCGUUCGCCCCGCCAACAAAAACGCACCCGAUGCCUCGACCCCGCUGGUGCUAUUGUCCCAGCCACUACAGCCACCCGACCCGGAUUAUGGCUCGCUCGAUGAUGAGCGAGACCUGCGCGUGUACAUUGACUGCACCGAGGCAGGUGGGUGGUAUGCAUUCUCGGAGGAAACAUACCCUUUGGCUACAGGUCGUGCCCCAAUGGCUCAAUGCUACGACAAAGAUUUCCUCCGUCGAGGACAAGCUCUCAUGAGCUUAACACCACGUCAGCAGCGGAAUGUGCUUGCUGGUGUUCAUUCUCUCACUGGCCCUCGCAUCGUCCGCCCACCCAUCCCAAGAAUUGCCGGGUCAUCCACCUCCGGGAUUUCCAAUGAUACACCCAGAGACAUUCUCCGCAGCCCCUCGGAGCUAGCUUUGCCUCCAGCUCUCCGAAACAGUGCUAUCAUACGCAAGAGUUGGGACAAUGCCUUGGAUAUUGUAGUGACCUUGAUCUUACUAUUUAUUUGCACCUUCAUCUAUUUCAACUCGCACCACCUGCGCGACUUGGCUAAGCAAAAGCUGGACAUCAAGAACAUCAUCAAUUCCAAUGACAAGACGUCCUUGUCAGCCCCCUCAACCCCUCUUAUCGACGGCACCCCGAAUAUCAAACGUUCAUCCACGCCAAACCAAGAAGUCCCGAAUGUGACAGUCGAUGUGGACCUGGAUGACUCAAUUCCAAAAAGCGAGUCCACCCCUCGUGCCUCUCGAGAGCACAGUCUGGUCUCGGAUUCUACUCCACGGGUCCAGAUUCGCGAGCCCUCCCGUGGGCCCGAUGAUGAGGAUGGCGAUGAGCCUGGGAAGCCCAAGAAAAAGCCACGCGCUCGUGGAUCCCGAGGCGGGAAAUCGCACCGCCGUCGCAAGAAGCCUGGCAGUGAAGGUGACAGUCCCGAGGCGGCUGAUCAGGUUGUUGAGCAAGUCAAUAACAUGGCUCCGCAGUCUCGACUGGAGCCUGAUAUUCAAAUGACGCGCACAGUGUCUAACGAGAUCCAGGAAAUGGAUGGUGUCGUUCGCAUUGGCCGGCUGCAAGUGUUCACCGAUGUUGUUCUGGGACACGGCAGCCAUGGAACUGUGGUCUACCGCGGCUCCUUUGAUGGACGAGACGUCGCCGUCAAGCGCAUGCUUAUGGAAUUCUAUGACAUAGCUUCUCAUGAGGUGGGUCUGUUGCAGGAGAGUGACGACCAUCACAACGUGAUUCGAUACUUUUGCCGUGAGCAAGCUACCGGAUUUUUGUACAUUGGCCUUGAGCUUUGUCCAGCAUCUCUGCAGGAUGUCAUCGAACGCCCUGUUAGCUACCCCGAGCUAGUACAAAACGGACUGGAUCUGCCAGAUGUCCUGCGUCAGAUCACCCAAGGUGUCCGUUACUUGCAUUCUCUGAAAAUUGUCCACCGUGAUCUGAAGCCGCAGAAUAUCCUGGUCGCCAUGCAUCGUGGCCGUACCACUUCACGGUCGUUGCGACUGCUCAUUUCCGAUUUUGGUUUGUGCAAGAAGUUGGAUGACAACCAAAGCUCAUUCCGCGCGACCACGGCCCAUGCCGCUGGAACUUCAGGGUGGCGAGCCCCCGAGCUUCUUGUCGACGACGAUAACGGUCCCCUUUCCCUGGCAUCGCAGCAUACCGAGUCCUCAGAGCCUGCAGUUGUCGACCCGCAGACAAACCGUCGCGCCACCCGAGCCAUCGACAUAUUUUCACUGGGGUGUGUCUUCUACUAUGUUCUGACUCACGGUAGUCAUCCUUUCGACAAGAAUGGCAAAUUUAUGCGUGAAGCAAACAUCGUCAAGGGUCAAUUCGAUCUUCAGGAAUUGAACCGGCUCGGAGACUACGCUUUCGAGGCGAAAGAUCUCAUCCGUUCAAUGCUGUCUCUCGAUCCCCGCCAGCGCCCCGAUGCAAGCGCAGUCCUGAUGCAUCCAUUCUUCUGGACCCCGUCCGACCGACUCAAUUUCUUGUGCGAUGUCUCUGAUCACUUUGAAUUUGAGCCCCGAGAUCCCCCUUCAGAUGCCCUGGUGUGCCUGGAAUCCGUUGCCAGGAACGUCAUGGGACCUGAUAUGGAUUUCUUGCGCGCUUUGCCACGCGACUUCAAAGACAAUCUUGGCAAGCAGCGCAAGUAUACCGGCUCUCGGAUGUUGGAUCUUCUUCGAGCGCUUCGCAAUAAACGUAAUCAUUACAAUGAUAUGCCGGAGUAUCUCAAGACACAUAUCGGGGGCUUGCCGGAGGGGUACCUAAUCUUCUGGACGGUUAAGUUUCCCAGUCUAUUGAUGAGUUGCCACGAGGUCAUUGUUGAUUUGCGUUUGACCCAUCUUGAUCGUUUCCAACGGUAUUUUGUGCCGCCUGAAUAG